AUGUCCUCAAACGGACCCGGCAAGCGCAAAGGCGCAUGGGAUCCGUCCUCAUCUAUCAACCGUAAGCGAGUCAAGAUACAGGAUGCUCGUACUCUGGCCGUUCAGAGCUCCGACACGGCUCUCUCGAAAACAGGGGAGCUUGAUGUUGCAGCCUUUGUAGCUGCUAGACAAUUUGAAAUUCGUGCUCUGGAGGCGGGAAUUAGGAAGUCGAAACAUGCUUCUAUGACACGUGCCUUUCAGCAAGUGCCUAAGAGCCUCAGACGGAGGACUGCUAGUCAUAAUGUGAAGCGUGUACCGCGGCGAUUGCGAGCUCGAGCGAAGCGCGAGAUGGUAGAAGAUAAUACACCGACUGUUACGGCACGACGAAGAAAACCAACCGAGUUAAUGCGACUCAGACUUGAAAGUGCUCGUCGACUUCAGGGUCUUAACGCUCGCUCAAAAGCGAGAAGACAAGCUGCAGCAGAGGCUAAGCUAAAGGAGUCCCCCAACUAUGCUGGUCAUAACGCCGAAAUUGCUCCCCGCGUUCCCAAAAUCAAGAAGAACAAGCUCUCUCAUCCGCAGAAACCGCUGUCUAAAUUCAGAAAACGUCAAAUCUGCAAGACCUGGUUACCGACCCAUAUGUUUCAUGCAAAGCGUGCACGUCUUACGGAGCCAAAAGCCCCGUUAUGGAGAUUUGCGAUUCCGUUGACGCCCACGGAGAAAUGCUAUCGGAUAACGCAUCGUACUAGCGGAGCUAGAGGUGCAAUUGCAUGGGAUAUGAGCUAUAUGUCAACGAUUAGUCUUGAAGGAACAUAUGCUAGCCUAGAAAGCCUCUUACGAGCGUUAGGCGUGGAUGGCCAAAACGCAUGGGGAAACAGUGGGGGGAAAUGGAGGAACGGGACUCAGAGCUUGCAGGCUUGGGUCUUCGAAAGGGAUGGGCAAAAACACCCGAUUGCCCCGGUUCGGCUCAUUUGGUGUCCUGCUAAACGGGCCGAAGAUAUUGAUAUGGUUGAUGCGGAUGCUGUGCCAAAGAGACAGCAGAAGGGCAAAGAGCCACGACGGCGAAUGUUCCUAAGAGUUCACCCGUCUGCUUUCUUGCAGCUCUGGGAGGAACUCUUGAAGGUUUCCAAAAUCCAGAAGCCCCAAGUUAUGGUUGAAGACCUUCGUUUUGAAAUAGGGAGCAUAGAAGUCUCGGGACCUGGUGCGACUGAGGCCUUGCUAGGCACUUUGAAGCCUGCUCUCCCUGAUGGCGCUGAGGUGUGGCCAGACGGCUCACCCGAAUGUAUAUGGCAGUCUCUGGCUGGGCUAACGAAUUCGGCCGCUUUACCUCAAAAUGCGCUGCUUGCAUUCAACAUUACUGAUCCACGUCUUCGUUUCCCUCCAAAAACUAUCAAGAUCCCUACAUCAGAGGAAAGUCAUACUAAACUAAUGGAAACAUUAUCUUUAUGGAAGCCAGAUUCAACUCAGAAAUCACCCCCAGACUUAUUUUCCCAGCUUGCUAGACGCAAGGCUUGUUGGCAGCUACCGUCCCAAAAGGCCAUUAACCGGAGAAAAUCUCAAGCUGCACCAGGAGAGAGUGUUCCCCCAAAACCAGGUGACCCCAAAAUUCCCAUACUCCUUCUCGCAACCAAUUCUUCCUCAAAAAAUUCCAACUCUCAAGGUUCCUGGACCGUUCUACUACCCUGGAAAUGUGUCACUCCUGUGUGGUAUUACUUACUGUUCUACCCGCUUUCGUCUGGAGGUAAUCCACGUUUCGGUGGCAUUCAGGAGCAACAGCAGCUUGCAUUUGAGUCGAAGCAGCCAUGGUUUCCUGGCGAUUUCCCGGGAACCAAAGCUGGGUGGGAGUGGGAAGCUCGCGAGCGAUCACGAGAGAAGGAAGCCUGGGAACGUAAGCCAAAGUCAAAGAGGGUUGAAUAUAACAGUCUCAACCUGGGGACAGGCAAGAAGGGUGAGAUUGGUCAAGGCUGGGCGUGUGACUGGGAGCGCCUAGUUUCGGGGCCUGACACGCUAGUCGCGAGCGAAGGGGAAGUCGAUGAGAAACCAAAAGAGGAAAAGAAGGAAAAACAGCCAAUGAAGAAGAGGAAGGAGAAGAAGAAGCAAAAUGAUGAGGUUAAAGCAGUGGAUGGAGAUAAGCAGCCAAACAGCUCCGAAAAGACUAAGGUGUCAGUAAUAACGCCCCCAGCUCUGCGGCAACUUGAUCCAUCAAUGGCUUCUGCAGUCAUCUCCCAUAAGGCUAAAUCUGAACGGCUUCCUGCCUCUAUGCAAUCCCUACUUGAGACUCCUGCUCUUGCAACUGUUGUUAUAACCCUUUUAAACAGAGGGACUCCCACAAAACGCUCACGAAUAUACCGUCUCCCUACCUUAGACCCUGAGCUCAGGUCAAAGUGGCUCUCCUUAUUAGACGAGUCUAAGCAGCCAUCCAAGAAGUCUAAGAGUGCCUCUAAAUCAUCAGUGCAUUUGCCAAUGCCGCAAGAAGAGGACCUGUUGGGUUUUGUGACCUCAGGGAAUUUUAAUCUCGCCGCAGGCAAAGGAACAGGGAUUGGUGCAAUAUUGGUUAAUAAAAUGUGUCCUUACUCGCCCCCAGUUGACUCUGAUGUUCCUCCAGCCGGCAAAGGCUGUCGGCUAGCCGGAGAGGAUAAGCUUAUGAAGGUUUGUAUUAUUAGAGCUGCUGGGGAGAAUGUUGGAAGGCUAGGAUGGUGGGAAGUUGCCUAG
This is a messenger RNA of Microsporum canis CBS 113480, 2691 nucleotides long. RefSeq lists its product as hypothetical. The transcript has 2 exons. The record is from RefSeq and is a predicted model, not a curated record. Bases 1 to 2691 code for a protein of 896 amino acids. NCBI's taxonomy places the organism in Eukaryota, Fungi, Ascomycota, Eurotiomycetes, Onygenales, Arthrodermataceae. Gene Ontology annotation, cellular component: nucleolar ribonuclease P complex; ribonuclease MRP complex. Gene Ontology annotation, biological process: tRNA 5'-leader removal.